CUCUUUUUGUCCAUAUUUCUUGCUUUUACUUACUCUUUAAAUGGGUCAGUAUCAGGACAAACAGAUGUUUUGGAACUCCAACAGAAAUUAAAGAUGCUAGAGCAAAGAGUACAAGGGCUUGAAGCAAUGAACAAUACUUUAGCCAAGCUAAUACAGCAAACAGUUGGUUUUACUGCGUGUUUAUCAUCACCAUCUGCAGUGAACAUUGGCUACCAACAACCAAUCAAAUUCAAUCACGUGAUCACAAACGACGGCAAUGGUUUCGAUCCACGGCAUGGCACAUUUCGGGCACCUGUCUCCGGACUUUAUCACUUCUCCAUGACCAUAUACUCGGUAAAGUCACAUCCGAUACGCAUUCAGAUGGUAAAAGACGGAACAGAACUUAUUCGUACAUACGAAGGCGGGAGUGACUAUCUCUCAUCCACCACUGACGUCAAUGUCAGGCUUAGUGCUGGUCAAACCGUGUGGUGUCGCAAUUCACAAACUGCAAAUGCUUUGAUCAAUUUUGGUGGUUACAGUUGCUUUUCUGGGCAUCAAAUUUCUAGCUAG
Messenger RNA from Saccostrea echinata, 549 nucleotides. Its product is annotated as complement C1q and tumor necrosis factor-related protein 9A-like. Gene Ontology annotation, molecular function: protein binding. The transcript is spliced from 2 exons. The coding region runs from base 94 to 549 and encodes 151 amino acids. NCBI's taxonomy places the organism in Eukaryota, Metazoa, Mollusca, Bivalvia, Ostreida, Ostreidae. The record is from RefSeq and is a predicted model, not a curated record.